CAAGCACCCUGCCGGGGGCCCGCCGGGGGCAGGGCCAGGCCCGGGUAGGAGCCGCCCCUUCCUGUCCCCUUUGUGUUUGCAGCAGCGCAGCCAUGGCCGGGGCCGGGAGCGCAGCGCGGAGGCUGCUCCAGCCCCGCAGCCCGCGGAGCAGCGCGGAGGCACCAGAAGAGUGUCUGGCCCCUCUGCGAAAAGAGAGAGAAGUAGCCAAAGCCGAGGAGAAGCGGCAAAGUGAGGAGCUGCUGAAACAGAUGGAAGUCGAGAGGCAGAAGAUCGUCUGGGAAUGGAAGGAGCUGCAGGGGUUUCUGGAGGAGCAGGAGCAGCUGCUGCUGUCCCAGUUGGAAGAGCUAGAGAGAGCCAUUGUCCAGAGAAGGGAUCAGGGCCUCUGCAAACUUUCUGGAGAGAUUUCUGCGGUCAGUGAGAGAGGAGGAGAGAAGGGGCAGCAGCCGCUGAGCCAAUCCCUGCAGGAAGUACCAAGAAGUAACAACAACAAUAACACAAGUAUAUGUUGGGAGGGUGCUGGAAGCACUGGGAGCAGCAGGGAGGACAGGAAGUUUCAGAAGCCAGAGCCGGGGUUUGUGGAGCUGGAGAAGAGGCUCUGCGAUUUCUCUCUGAAAAGUGCCAUCCUGCAAGAGGUGCUGCGGGGAUUCAAAGAGACUCUGCGACUGGAGCUGGGGAGUGACACAGGCUGCAGAACAACAUCCACGUUUCACUCCAGAUGGGCCCAGCCUCCCAGGGGAUGGGGAAGGGAAAUGGCUGCUGUGGAGCUGGCUCAGGGUCUGGUGACCUUCGAGGAGGUGGCUGUGUACUUCACCAGGGAAGAGUGGGCUCUGCUGGACCCUGCUCAGAGAGACCUCUACUGGGAUGUCAUGCAGGAGAACUAUGAGACGGUGACGAUGCUGGGGUUACCAGUUUCCAAACCUGAGGUGAUGUCCCAGCUGGAACGAGGGGAAGAGCUGUGGGUCUCAGAUCUCCAGGGCUCUGAGGAAAGAGAGCUUCUGAGAGAAACCUGCACAGGAGAUGGUGGGAUGGUGAGUGAGAACGGGGAGCAGAAUCCAAAGCAGGAAGAUGCUGAGCAUGUGGAACCGCGCUGGGAAGUAUCACAAAGGACGAAAGGGGAUGUGUCCAGGAGUCAUGAGAAGAGGCAGCAGGGAAACCAACCAGGAGAGAAAAUGGGGAAAUCCAUCAAUUGUGAGGAAAAUCACAAGGACCUCCAGGAAACCACAGCCCAGCAGAGAAUCCUCAUGGGAAAGAGGAAACACAUUUGCCCUGAGUGUGGGAGAAACUUCAGUAGGCGCUCACACCUCAUUCACCAUGAGCGAAUCCACACGGGAGAGAGACCCUAUGAAUGCUGUGAGUGUGGGAAAAACUUCACUCGGCGCUCGGACCUUAUUAGACACCAGAAAACCCACACAGACGAGAGCCCCUAUGAAUGUUGUGAGUGUGGAAAAGCCUUCAUUUACUGCUCAGACCUGAGGAGACAUCAGAGGAUCCACAGGAGACAGAGACCCUAUGAAUGCUGGCCUCCCUCCCUCCCACCGUCUUCCCUACAAACUGUGACCACAGCCUCUGUUCCUCAGUCCUCACGAGGUGAUCCCUUCCCUUUCAUAAAUGUGCAUUUGCUUGGUGACAUCAUAGGGUUACCAGUUUCCAAAUCUGAGGUGAUGUCCCAGCUGGAACAAGGGGAAGAGCUGUGGGUCUCAGAUCUCCAGGGCUCUGAGGAAAGCGAGAUCCUGAGAGGAACCUUCCCAGGAGAUGGUGGGAUGGUGAGUGAGAACAGGGAGCAGAAUCCAAAGCAGGAAGAUGCUGAGCAUGUGGAACCGCACUGGGAAUUGUCACAAAGGACGAAAGGGGAUGUGUCCAGGAGUCAUGAGAAGAGGCAGCAGGGAAACCAGCCAGGAGAGAAAAUGGGGAAAUCCAUCAAUUGUGAGGAAAAUCACAAGGACCUCCAGGAAACCACAGUCCAGCAGAGAAUCCUCAUGGGAGUGAGGAAAUACAUAUGCCCUGAGUGCGGGAGAAACUUCAGUAGACGCUCACACCUCAUUCACCAUGAGCGAAUCCACACGGGAGAGAGACCCUAUGAAUGCUGUGAGUGUGGGAAAAACUUCACUCGGCGCUCGGACCUUAUUAGACACCAGAAAACCCACACAGACGAGAGCCCCUAUGAAUGUUGUGAGUGCGGGAAAAGCUUCAUUUACUGCUCAGACCUGAGGAGACAUCAGAGGAUCCACAGUAAACAGAGACCCUAUGAAUGCUGGCCUCCCUCCCUCCCACCGUCUUCCCUACAAACUGUGACCACAGCCUCUGUUCCUCAGUCCUCACAAGGUGACCUCUUCCCUGGCAUAAAUAUGCAUUUGCUUGGUGACAUCAUAGGGUUACCAGUUUCCAAACCUGAAGUGAUGUCCCAGCUGGAACGAAGGGAAAAGCUGUGGGUCUCAGAUCUCCAGGGCUCUGAGGAAAGCGAGAUCCUGAGAGGAACCUGUCCUGGAGAUGGUGGGAUGGUGAGUGAGAACGGGGAGCAGAAUCCAAAGCAGGAAGAUGCUGAGCAUGUGGAACCGCGCUGGGAAGUAUCACAAAGGACGAAAGGGGAUGUGUCCAGGAGUCACGAGAAGAGGCAGCAGGGAAACCAGCCAGGAGAGAAAAUGGACAAAUCCAUCAAUUGUGAGGAAAAUCACAAGGACCUCCAGGAAACCACCGCCCAGCAGAGAAUCCUCAUGGGAGAGAGGAAACACAUUUGCCCUGAGUGCGGAAGAAACUUCAGUAGACGCUCACACCUCAUUCACCAUGAGCGAAUCCACACGGGAGAGAGACCCUAUGAAUGCUGUGAGUGUGGGAAAAACUUCACUCGGCGCUCGGACCUUAUUAGACACCAGAAAACCCACACAUGCGAAAGCCCCUAUGAAUGUUGUGAGUGUGGGAAAAACUUCAUUUACUGCUCAGACCUGAGGAGACAUCAGAGGAUCCACAGGAGACAGAGACCCUAUGAAUGCUGGUUACCAGUUUCCAAACCUGAGGUCAUGGCCCAGCUGGAACAAGGGGAAGAGCUGUGGGUCUCAGAUCUCCAGGGCUCUGAGGAAAGCGAGAUCCUGAGAGGAACCUUCCCAGGAGAUGGUGGGAUGGUGAGUGAGAAUGGGGAGCAGAAUCCACAGCAGGAAGAUGCUGAGCAUGUGGAACCACACCAGGAAUUAUCACAAAGAACGAAAGGGGACAUGUCCAGGAGUCAUGAGGAGAGGCAGCCAGGAGAGAAAAUGGGCAAAUCCAUCAAUUGUGAGGAAAAUCACAAGGACCUCCAGGAAACCACAGCCCAGCAGAGAAUCCUCAUGGGAGAGAGGAAACACAUAUGCCCUGAGUGUGGGAAAAACUUCAGAAGUCGCUCACACCUUAUUAACCAUGAGCGAAUCCACACUGGAGAGAGACCCUAUGAAUGCUGUGAGUGUGGGAAAAACUUCAUUCGACGCUCACACCUUAUUAGACACCAGAGGAUCCACACCGGUGAGCGACCCUAUGAAUGUUUUGAGUGCAGGAAAACCUUCAUUUACUGCUCAGACCUUAGAAGACAUCAGAGGAUCCACACAGGACAGAGACCUUAUGCAUGCUGUGAGUGCGGGAAAAGCUUCCAUCAGGGGUCACACCUUAUUUAUCAUCAGAGAAUCCACCAGGGAGAUAAACAUCAUAAAAUCCUUGUCUAGGGCUGGCAAAACAUACAUUUUUUCUUUAAUAUUUUUGGUACUUCCCACACAUGGCCUUUAAGGCUGUUAGUGCCAUUUACGUCACUGUGGUCUCAGCUCCCCCAGGUGAGUUGUGCGGUUCUGCUUUUUGCAGCUACCCCUUUUGGGGUGAAUCCCCAAGGACCCUUUCUGCCAGCUGCUUUGUUCUGAGUUAUGGGAGUAUGAGUCCAUCUUACUAGGAAUGUGCAUAAGGCUCAGGGGAGGGAAACACAAAAGACCUCAGUUAGCUGCAUUAUGUUAAAAUCUACCUGGGCCUUGUCUCCAUUAGCACUUUUUGUAGUUAACCAGCAUGAGUGAGCUAUCCAGAUGGAAAACCACAACUUUGUUUUCUGUACUAACAUGGCCCAAGUACAGUAGUGUGGGUUAGCUAGCACUUUCCCCCUCAACCUGUCCUAAUCUCCUUCACUUUUCCUAGUCUAGAGAAACCGUUAUCACGAUGGUAAAACUUUUGUAAAAUAACACAACUCAGUAACGAGACAGUGCCAAGUGAAUCAGGUUUCAGUGGAUCAGAGGAGAAUGCAACGGGAAAAUCGGUGGUUCUCAUUCUGAGUCAUCAGAUGUAACCUGCUUUAGAAUCUCAUUCCAUCUGAAACUGAAAAUGUCUUAUACCUCUGUGAGCAGGGUCGGAUUUCCAACUACGCACACCGGGCAGGGUGCCAAGUAUGUGAUUUUCUAGCCCAAAUGGGCUAUUUUUAGCUGUCAGUUGCCAGGGUUUUUAGCAGUUGCAAGUUGCAGGAUUUGGGGCUAUUUUGCUGCCCUGCUGCCACUGGCUACACUGCUCAGGAGGGAGGGAGCCUCCUGAUCCGUCCCGUUCCUUGCCGAGAUGCCCCACACACCGCUUGUCUCACGUCGUGCCACCUCCCCUUGGGUGACAUUUGCAGCAUGCGCAGCAUUCUUGUCCGAGGGAGAAAAUUUUUUUUCUGCACAAAUGUGCUGCAGUUCUGCCUUUCGCCCACCAGGGCCCACGGUGGUGCCAGAACAGCCUGAGCUGGCUGAGGCUGACUGGUCGGGCCGGCGGCGGCAAAGAGCCGGCAGGCGGGUGGGAGGGUAUCCGGGCAGCCGCCGCCUUGGAGCCAGGUUAGGAGGCAGAGCUGGCCACACAGGGCUGCUGGGGGGGGGCGUGUCACAGGACCCCAUGGGGCCGCUUAAGAUGCUGUCCCUAGGGGCACAAAAGGUGUAAAUCUGGCCCUGGUUUUUCUCUCUUUCCUGAAGGCGGUUUGGUCACACAACUGGAUAUUACUUUUCUGUGGCAGAAUGUAGUUCAGAUUUAUUGGGGACAUUGAGGCAAAUGACCAGUUGCUUCAAUAGUCAUUUCUUCCUUUUUUUUUUCCUCCACCCUUCCAUGAUGACAUGGGGAAAGUUCAAAGGCAGCUCAGUCAACAGGAGUGAAUACUCCCAGUUCUGGGAUACGCUACCAAGGAAACGGGAGUGGUUUGAAAUCUCCAGUGGCGAACAACAGCACACCCCAAACUCUGCAACUAACUGGGUAUCAUGGCAGUGUUGUUCAAUUAUUUAAGUCAGUAUUAUCUCAGAUAAUGCAGGGAGAGAGUGCCACAGUAAGGGACUUGGAACUAGGCAAAAUGCCCAUGUAUUUGAUUCCCAACACAGUUGUGACCCAGCCCCUACAGGAAGUUACUCCUGAAGAUAUCUCCUAGCUAAUCCUAAUAUUUGGGAAAUACUGCCUUUAGCUAUGCAGAUGUGGAGGGAAUAGAAUUGAUGUUUUUGUUGAAUUCACCCUUUGUAAUGCUGCAAAUGUGUAUAAAAUGCAAUCGAUGUUGAAUGUGAGACAGCUGAAGAAAAAUAACUCUUUUUGAAUAGAAA
Molecule: messenger RNA, 5546 nt
Organism: Chelonia mydas (Green sea turtle)
Lineage: Eukaryota; Metazoa; Chordata; Testudines; Cheloniidae
Product: zinc finger protein 420
Exons: 19
Coding region: 93-3686 (1197 amino acids)
Biological process (GO): negative regulation of transcription by RNA polymerase II
Molecular function (GO): DNA-binding transcription repressor activity, RNA polymerase II-specific; RNA polymerase II cis-regulatory region sequence-specific DNA binding
Source: RefSeq, a predicted model, not a curated record